AUGGAAGAGCGCGUGACCCUGGCGCCGGCGGAGGAGGGCGCAGGCGACGUGCACGGCCUGAUGGAGGCGCAGGCGGUGCUAGGGCAGCCCGAGCAGGUCCAGGCCAUGGAGCGAACAGUCGUCACCUGGCUCAAGCAAAUCGAGGCCGUGGUGACGGAGAUGGAGCAGCUGCGACAGGAGACGGACGACGCUGGGCCGCAGGAUGAGCUGGAGUACUGGAAGAGGCGCAUGGCCAAGUUCAAGUUCCUGUCCGAGCAAAUGGAAACACCCAGAGUUCGCGGCGCGGUGCUGGUGCUGCAGCUGGCCCGAUCCAAGAUACUGAAGGCGUGGAAGGAGGCGGACGCUCGCGUGACCCAGAAUCUAACCGAGUCAAAAGACAAUGUGAAGUACGUGUACGCCAUCGAGGAAUACUGCCACCCGCUCUACCUCAAUGACCCGCCGGGGAUGAUUCCGUACGUGAUGAUGCUGUUCAACACAGUGCGGAUGAUCCACUCCAUCUCCAGGUACUACAACACGUCGGAGAAGCUGUCGGCGCUUCUGAUCAAGAUUACAAACCAGAUGAUCCGAUCGUGUCAGGUUUACAUUUCCUGUCAAGGUCAGCUGUCCAUCUGGUCGCAGCCAAGAUCGGUCGUCAGGGAGAAGAUCCAGCAGUGCAUCAAGCUGAGCUCCACUUACAGGACAGCUUACCAGAAAACAAAGGAUGUCACAGGCGCCUUAAGAAGGAAACUUUUAGAACAUAUACAGCACAUUGUAAAAGUAAAUUUCGAUGACUAUGAAAACUCAAGGGAGAUCUAUACGAGAGAAGAGAAGCUGGAGGCCAUGCCCGGGGAGCGCCCAUUCAGCUUCAGUGAGCAGUAUGUGUUCGGGAAGUUCGAGGCCUUCUGCUGCCGCCUCGCCAACAUCACGAGGCUGUUCGACGACAUGGACAAGUUCUCUGGGUUCUUUGAAGGACGAGCUGAGUGUGAGCUUUCCUUGCUGUUUAUUUGGUCUGCCGGAGUUAGUCAGUAUGAUAUGUGCUGCUAUACUAAGUUCCAGUGCCCGAGUCAUCUUCUGAGCCGUGACCAGUCUGGCUCCAUUGUCUCUUGUUCUAAUAGUACCUUUGACUCGACAGCUGGACGCGCAGGUGAUGUUAAGUACAAUUUGAUGUGCAUUCUGACGCGUGUUCUCGCAUUUGUGGCGGCUCUAAAUACCGGCUUCGAAACAGACACUGAUCCAUCUCUUUUUUAUCUUUGGUAUGAUGGCGCAUGCCAGCGGAUGGUCUCUCCCCACAGCAUUGCUCCCCAUGGAAACCGACAGCUUUAUUACUCUUUGAAAAUGGGCAUUCCAACAUCCAUGUCUAUCCCAACCAGAAUCAUAUACAAUGGACUAAAACUACGGCCUCAGUUCGCACAAACUCAAGCCAUGACAGGCAAUGUAAGAUCACAAAUGUGUUAUGUGAAAAGAUAUGUCAUAGGCCAAAUGCGGAGUAAUAAGAACAAGCCAGGUUGUAACGAGUUCCCAUUAGUUCUCACACCAGCUUCCAGGCCGCCACUAGGCUGCCCACGGCUUAGUCCUAAACGUAGAAGUAACUGCAUCGCAUGUUGUGUCUUAGCUAAUCUUUUAGACGCUUGCCUGCGGGACAUCCUCAAGUCAUGGCAGGAGAUGUGCGCUGAAAUAUCCUGCAAAUCUUACGACUACCUGGACUACCGCGACCGCCACUUCGACGACGACCUGGAGGUGUUCGCGGCCAGCGUGCGGGAACUGCUGAGGCGCAUCCACAUGAUGGUCGAGAAGGAGCACGAGGAGAUCUGGGAGACGCCCAUGGCCAACAAGAUGCUGGCCAGGUUCGAGCGGAUCGGCGAAGUGGUCCCCCAGCUGGACGUGACGGGGAAGUACAAGAGGAUUCUCGCUCGCUUCCAUCAGGAGCUCGAGAAGGUCACCAAGAUCUACAACCGCCAGUGCGAGAAUCCUCCGCAGCUACGUGGUUUGCCGCCUGUUGCAGGCAAAAUCCAGUGGGCUCGAAGCCUAUUUCUUCAUCUAGAGGAACCGAUGAUGUUUUUCAAGGACCACGCAGUGCUCCUCAAAAUGCCGGAAGGCAAAGAAGCUGUUCGAAAGUACAAUCGAAUCGGGAAGACCUUGGUACAGUACGAACUUGCCUACUACGAUGCCUGGAGAAAGCAAAGUAUCAGCGACAUCCAGAAGUCUCUUCGGUGCACGCUGGUGGUCCGACGGCCGGAGAGCGAGGAGCUGUUCGUCAACUGGGACCCACGCAUCUCCACGCUCCUGCACGAGGCCACGAAGAUCCAGCAGCUGGGCUUCGAAGUGCCGUACAUGACGCAGCUGCUCCUCAACCGAGCGCCGCUGCUUCUUAAGAAACGGGACAUGGUUAAGCACCUGCUGAACGAACAUGAACGAGUGCUGUCCAAAGUCAGCAAAAAUCUGGUCAACCUGCUGGUGCCGCACGUGACCACGCUGAAGGAGGCGCUGGACCCUCUCCUGACGACGCUCACCUGGUCGUCCAUCCAGGCGCACAGCUACUUCGAGCAGGGGUUCGCCGCUAUUCGCACCUUCGAGACUCUCAUCGACAGAGUAAAUGAUAUCUUCCAACACCGAAUGGAGGGCGUGCUUGGCGCCAUGACGGGGGUGCGCCUGUACGCGCUGCCCGACGUGAACCCUUGGACCCUCGAUACCUUUGUGCACAACAACUGGCUCACCUGCUGCCAAGCCGCUCAGGAGCUUAACAGCAGGAGCCGCGUGGUGGAGGACGCCGUCCUGGAGUUGAUCGAACUCGUGCUAGUGGGCGUGGACGGCGGGGCGCCGGUCGAGCCGGGCCAGUGCCAGACGAGCUUCCUCACAGUGGACGACCUCGAUGACGGCGGAGACUUCGAUGACGGGAGAUCAGGUGCUAAUUUCCAGCUGUGUAAUACGAAUCACGUUAAGUAUAAGAAAUACAACCGUGAAAUCCUGUCAUCAGGCGGAGGGUCGUCACGACGCAGUCCGGUGCCAGUUGCAGAGGGGCACUUCACGGCCACACUCGAACUUCCGGCAAAACCACUCACGACUCAGGAAAAAGCAGUCCGCAAGAAAAAAGAAAUGAGGGAAAAGGUGGAGUCCGCAGCGCGAGACCUUCGGCGCAACUACCACCGCCGAGUCCUGGACGUCCUCAUCAAGUCCGUUCGCGGCGCCCUGGAGUCCAUCCGCAAGCACACCUCCGUCGUCCCUCCGCUCUCCAAGCUGAACGAAGCUAGCAUUAGAAGGUCCAAUGACAGACCGGAGGACCUGGGCAUUGCGUUGGUAGAGCUCAGCGUAUCCUUGGUGUCCCCCGGCGUGCAAGUGAGCCCCAGCCUCGACCAAGUGCAGGAGGCCAUCAACAAAGUGGCUAAAAUCAUCCUCUCCACCGCCAAGGGUGUCUCGCAGUGGAUUCGUUGCCGCAAGGAAGACGUCAUCAUAGCAACUGAUAGUCGCCUUAUAUUCUUGCAGGCCGCUCAGCCCAAGUUGGAGACAGAAGAUUCCAUUGGUGGUCGAAAGUCACGAAAGAAAGUCAUUGUGUACGAGGUACCAGCAAUGCCCAAAAACUAUUACACACAUGUCCUGGAAAGUAAAGACGUGUCGAAAGUCAUGAGCCACAUGUCCAACUCUUUCCAGUCAACUAGAAAUGAGGUUCAUAACACUUUCAAUAUUUGGGAACAAUAUCAUCAUCUAUGGAGAGUCGACAAAGACGCUGCAAUUAAAGAGUUCAUUUCGCUCGCACCAUCUGUCCAAGACUACGAUAAGACAAUGAAGAGUUAUAUCGUAUUAGAAAAGCAAAUCAAUGCAGAAGAAUGCCAUUAUCGGGUUGGGGCUCUUGCCCUCAAUACAGAGAACCUGAAGAAGGCUCUAGCAGAGGAAGCGUCCCUAUGGGUGGAUAAGUUCGGUGAGGCGCUGAAGGUCAAUUACAUGAAGGAAAUGGAAAGACUUUUCGCUCAGCUGAACGAACUUUCCCGGCGACUGGAGCGGCCGCUUAAAGACCUGGACGACAUUAAGGGUGCGAUUGACAUCCUGCGCAAGACACGUGACCUCGAACUUGACAUGGACGAUGCUAUAGAACCUAUAGAGGAAUCUUUUGGGUUACUUGUCAAAUACGAACUGGGACUUUCUCAAGAAGAAGCUGAGAAAGUGGACAACCUGCGUUUCACUUGGCAGAAGGUCCUUGCUCAGGCUGUAGAGGUGCAGAAUCUGCUUUCUCGCGUACAGCCAUACUUCAGAAAUGAGCUCAUCCACAACGUGGCGCAGUUCAAGAAAGACUGCAACAAGUUCGUGCAUGACUAUCGGACGCAGGGUCCCAUGGUGCCUGGCCUGGCGCCAGAGGACGCGUCAGACAGGCUCAUAGUAGCACAGAAUCGCUUCGAUACUCUGUGGCGAAAGCACUCGAGCUACUCGGUGGGCGAGGAGCUGUUCCGCCUCCCGCGAUCCGAGUUCCCCGAGCUGGGCCAGAUUCGCAAGGAGCUUAACCUGCUCCAGAAGCUUUACAAAUUGUAUAAUGAUGUUAUUGACCGCGUCUCGUCCUACUAUGAAAUUCCGUGGAGUGAAGUCAACAUCGAGGAGAUUAACAACGAGUUGAUGGAAUUCCAAAACAGAUGUCGCAAACUGCCUAAAGGCCUAAAGGAAUGGCCGGCCUUCAACGCCCUCAAGAAGACGAUCGACGACUUCAACGACAUGUGUCCGCUCCUGGAACUCAUGUCCAAUAAGGCCAUGAAGCCCCGCCACUGGCAGCGCAUCGCGGAGGUCAUCAACAAGCCCCUCGACGUGGACAGCGAGAACUUUUGCCUCAGGAACAUCAUGGACUCGCCACUCCUGCAGUUCAAGGAAGAUAUAGAGGACAUCUGCAUCUCGGCCGUGAAGGAGAAGGACAUCGAGGCCAAGCUGCGGAUCGUGACGAACGAGUGGGCGAGCCACGACCUGACCUUCUCCACCUUCAAGAACCGCGGCGAACUGCUGCUCCGAGGCGACACGACCGCCGAGGUCAUAACGCAGCUCGAGGACUCGCUCAUGGUGCUGGGGUCGCUCUUGUCCAACAGGUACAACGCUCCGUUCCGAAAGCAGAUCCAGAAGUGGGUGAGCGAUCUGUCCAACACCAAUGAAAUUCUGGAACGGUGGUUGUUCGUUCAGAAUCUGUGGGUUUAUCUCGAAGCUGUGUUCGUCGGCGGAGACAUCGCAAAGCAGCUUCCCAAGGAAGCCAAAAGAUUCUACGUCAUUGACAAGAGCUGGCAAAAGAUCAUGGUUCGCGCUCACGACAACCCCAACGUGGUGGCUUGCUGUGUCGGGGAUGACAUGCUGAAGCAGCUGCUGCCGUACCUGCAGGACCAGCUGGAGCUCUGUCAAAAGAGCCUGUCAGGGUACCUGUAGAAAAGAAAGCGCCUCAGUCCCCGCUUUUUCUUCGUGUCUGACCCGGCCCUGCUCGAGAUUCUGGGCCAGGCUUCGGACUCGCACACCAUCCAGGCGCACCUCAUGUCCAUCUUCGACAACACCAAGACUGUCCGCUUCCAUGAGCAGGACUACGACCGGAUCACUGCCAUUUCUUCGUGUGAGGGGGAGAUGGUUCAGCUUGAGAAGCCGGUGCGGGCGGAGGGCAGCGUUGAGGUGUGGCUCAUGAAGCUGUUGGUCAUGUGUCAGCAGUCAGUUCACGGCAUCAUCCGCCAGGCGCAUCACGUCAUCCAGGACCCUGACCUAAACGUCCUGCGCUUCUUGGAGCAGUUCCCCGCACAGGUGGGCAUCCUGGGGCUGCAGAUGAUCUGGACGAGAGACUCGGAGGCCGCGCUGACGCAGUCCCGCGCUGACCGCCGGGUCAUGGCCGAGAUGAACAAUCGUUUCCUGGAUCUUCUCAAUCUGCUCAUUAACCAAACGACGCGCGACUUGGAACCGGUGCAGAGGACCAAAUACGAAACGCUGAUCACGAUCCAUAUUCACCAGAGGGAUAUUUUCGAUAGUCUGUGUCGGAGGAAUGUGCGGUCGGUGUCGGACUUCGACUGGCUGCGUCAGUGCCGGAUCUACUUCCGCGAGGACAUGGACAAGACCAACAUCGUCCUCACCGACGUCACCUUCCACUACCAGAACGAGUUCGUGGGCUGCACCGAGCGCCUCGUCAUCACGCCCCUGACGGACAGGUGUUACAUAACGCUGGCGCAGGCGCUGAGCAUGAGCAUGGGAGCGUGCCCCACCGGGCCAGCGGGCACUGGCAAAACUGAGACUACUAAGGACAUGGGGAAGACGCUUGGAAAGUACGUCGUCGUCUUCAACUGCUCGGACCAAAUGGAUUACCGCGGUUUAGGCAGAAUCUAUAAAGGGCUAGCCCAGUCCGGGUCGUGGGGCUGCUUCGAUGAGUUCAACCGCAUUGAGCUCCCAGUGCUGUCGGUGGCGGCGCAGCAGAUCGCGGUGGUUCACACGUGCAAGAAGGAGCGCCGCAAGACCUUCACCUUCACCGACGGUGACGUCAUUACCAUGAAUCCCGAGUUCGGAAUCUUCCUGACCAUGAAUCUGGGCUACCACGGCCGCCAAGAACUGCCCGAGAAUCUGAAGAUCCAGUUCCGAAACGUGGCGAUGAUGGUGCCAGAUCGCCAAAUUAUCAUCAGGGUCAAGCUGGCGUCUUGCGGUUUCCUGGAGAACAUCACUCUGGCGCGCAAGUUCUUCACGCUGUACAAGCUCUGCGAGGAGCAGCUUACUAAACAGGUUCACUACGACUUCGGCCUGCGCAACAUUCUGUCUGUGCUGCGAACCCUGGGCGCCGCGAAGAGGGCCAAUGCCAAGGACUCGGAGUCGACCAUCGUUAUGCGGGUCCUCAGGGACAUGAAUCUCUCGAAGCUCGUUGACGAGGACGAACCGCUCUUCAUGUCCCUCAUCGACGAUCUGUUCCCCAAUAUGGCCCAAGAAAAAGGCUACAACAACCAUCUCACCAACAAUAUCGCUGAGAUCGUGGUCGAACUCGGCCUCAUCCAGCAUGCACCCUGGCAGCUGAAGCUCAUUCAGCUGUACGAGACCCAGCGGGUCAGGCACGGCAUGAUGACGCUCGGGCCCAGCGGAGCCGGAAAGACGACGUGCAUCCAGGUCCUCAUGAAGGCCCUCACGAAGAUGGGGCAGCCACACAGGGAGAUGCGCAUGAACCCGAAGGCCAUCACGUCCGCGCAGAUGUUCGGGCGGCUGGACGUGGCCACCAACGACUGGACGGACGGCAUCUUCUCAACGCUCUGGAGGAAGACGCUCAAGGCGAAGAAAGGCGAGCAUAUCUGGCUGGUGUUGGACGGCCCCGUCGACGCCAUCUGGAUUGAGAACCUCAACUCUGUGCUGGACGACAACCGGACGCUGACGCUGGCCAACGGAGACCGAAUCCCGAUGUCUCCCUGCUGCAAAGUCAUCUUCGAACCGGCCAACAUUGACAACGCUUCUCCUGCGACGGUGUCCAGGAACGGGAUGGUGUAUAUGAGUUCGUCUGGACUAGACUGGCAGCCCCUCCUGCAGGCGUGGUUAAGGACGCGACCCCACUACGAGCAACCAAUUAUCAGUGACCUCUUCGCUAAGAACUUCUUGUCGCUGUUCACGUGGUGCAAGCAAAACCUGCGGCUCUGCAUCCCCAUCCUCCAGGUCAAUGUCAUCACACAGGUGUGUGCUGCUAACAUUUUGUUUGAAGGAAAUCCAGAAUCAGUUCCCGCUAUUGUUUCUCGAAAGCGAAAACUUAAACGGAAGGUCCCGCUUAAGCGCCCAAAGGAGCAGCCGCCAGACCCGUCGGCCCCAGUUUCCUAA
Messenger RNA from Penaeus vannamei (Pacific white shrimp), 7752 nucleotides. Lineage: Eukaryota; Metazoa; Arthropoda; Malacostraca; Decapoda; Penaeidae. The record is from RefSeq and is a predicted model, not a curated record.